Messenger RNA from Xyrauchen texanus (razorback sucker), 1699 nucleotides. It is a transcript of the gene plppr5b, whose product is annotated as phospholipid phosphatase related 5b. The transcript is spliced from 6 exons. The coding region runs from base 148 to 1104 and encodes 318 amino acids. The record is from RefSeq and is a predicted model, not a curated record. Lineage: Eukaryota; Metazoa; Chordata; Actinopteri; Cypriniformes; Catostomidae. Gene Ontology annotation, biological process: signal transduction; phospholipid dephosphorylation; phospholipid metabolic process. Gene Ontology annotation, molecular function: phosphatidate phosphatase activity.
CGGAAUGCCAUGCGAGCGCGUGCGUCUUCGUGUGACAACCUCGCGUGCGCUCGGAGCGUCAGACCCUGGCGAGAUGCGGGAAGUCUAACGGGGACUGUACUUGCACUAAAACAGGUGUUUGAAGGUUCUCCUGUGGAUUGUUGGUAAAUGUUCCUGCCCCAACCUCUGACGACCAUGCUUUAUUUCCAGCUGGUGAUCAUGGCGGGCACGGUCAUGCUGGCGUACUACUUCGAAUACACGGACACGUUCAACGUGCACGUGCAGGGCUUCUUCUGCUACGAGACUGCCUACACGAAACCUUACCUCGGACCGGAUGAUAGGAGUGCGAUCCCGCCCGCCUUGCUCUACGCGGUGGUCACUGGAGUCCCCACACUGGUGAUCACAGUGACAGAGACUGUGUUGUUCUUGAUACAGUACACAUCGAAAGACCUUGACAGCCGAGAGAAGACUAUUGUGACCGGGGACUGCUGUUACCUCAACCCAUUAGUGCGGAGGACUUUCCGUUUCCUUGGUGUGUACAUGUUUGGCCUUUUCACCACUGACAUCUUUGUGAAUGCCGGUCAGGUGGUGACUGGGAACCUGGCCCCACAUUUCCUGACUGUUUGUAGGCCCAACUACACAGCUCUGGGGUGCCAGCAGGCUCUGCGAUAUAUCAGCCAUCAGGAAGCCUGCACCGGCAAUGAGGACGACAUUCUGCGUGCACGCAAGACUUUCCCUUCCAAAGAGGCGGCUCUCAGCGUAUACGCUGCUGUUUAUCUGGCUAUGUACAUCACAUUUACAGUGAAAGCCAAAGGAACUCGUCUGGCUAAACCAGUUAUGUCUUUGGGCCUGAUUUGCCUGGCCUUUCUCACGGGUAUAAACAGGGUGGCAGAGUACCGUAACCACUGGUCUGACGUUAUCGCCGGGUUCAUCAUCGGAGUGGCCAUUGCUACCUUUCUAGUUGUGUGCGUGGUCCACAACUUCAAAGGCAAACAGCUCCUGAACGAGGACCCCCCGCAGGAUCACCUAAUUAACAAUCCUAUGGUCAGCUCACCCAGGAUGGAGAGUCCACUGGAGAAGUACAUCGCAUCACAGAAUCACAUCACCUUCGCUGAGAUCACGUGACCUUGAGUCGCCGGUGUGGCAGACACACUGGACAUCCACGCUGUUUACCAUCCAGUCCCGAUAAUCACGGCUCUGCAUUAACACAGUGCUCAUACGCUCAAUGUUGUUGUUUUGGAUUGCCCUGCCCCCGCUUUGUGUGUGUGUGUGUACGCAAAAAUGUUUGUCCUGUCAACUGUUAAUGUACAAUAACGCAACUAAUGACUGAAUCUUCUUUAUACCUUUUCAUGACUGAUUCUACUUGCUCACAACAAGAGUGUUCUGCAAGAACUUCUCAAGUGUAUCCUGAGGGCACAUUUGAGUUUUGGAGGAGUAUCUGGCAGAUUGAUGCUAAUAUCCACCUCUGAAACUCAAAAUGGACUAAACCUAUGUGUUUUUUUCAUAUGCAUAUAUUCCAGGCAAAGUGUUAAUUCCUGUAUUCAUUUGUUUCUAUUUUAGUGCUUACAUUGGAUGAUUACACACGUAAAUACACUGUGUCUGCAAUCUAAUAUCCGCUAAGGCAUAACAUUUGUUUUACAAUACAUUUACAAUUAUGUAUUUGUUAACACAAUAUUUAACAUGAACUAACAAUUAAGAAUACUUCUACAGCACUGAUUAA